Messenger RNA from Chrysoperla carnea, 735 nucleotides. It is a transcript of the gene Membrin, whose product is annotated as probable Golgi SNAP receptor complex member 2. NCBI's taxonomy places the organism in Eukaryota, Metazoa, Arthropoda, Insecta, Neuroptera, Chrysopidae. The transcript has 3 exons. Bases 100 to 729 code for a protein of 209 amino acids. Gene Ontology annotation, cellular component: late endosome membrane; endoplasmic reticulum membrane; ER to Golgi transport vesicle membrane. Gene Ontology annotation, biological process: vesicle-mediated transport; vesicle fusion. The record is from RefSeq and is a predicted model, not a curated record. Gene Ontology annotation, molecular function: SNARE binding; SNAP receptor activity.
CAUACCACAUCAUUAUUCUGUAAUGAAAUUAUUACUCUUUUGAUUUUUAUGAUUUUUUUACAAUUAGUUAAUAAGUAGUGUAAUUUAUAUGAAUUAAUUAUGGAGCCCCUAUAUUAUGAAACGCAUAAACUUAUAAUUGAGGUACAACAAUUAUUUCAAAAAUUUGAAAACAUUGAUUGCGAUCCCAGAAUUGAAGAUGAAAUUCAACAGAGAAUUGAUCGAGUUACGAAAAAUUGUGAAAAAUUGGAUACUUAUGUAUUCAAAACACCUUUAGAUCAAAGAGCAAGCACUAAGAUGCGUGUAGAUCAAUUAAAAUAUGAUAUAAGACAUUUAAAAGCGGCAUUCCAAGUUUUAGAAAAGAAAAAACAGAAAAAAAUGAUGGAAAUUAAUGAGCGUGAGGAAUUAUUGAAUAGAAAGUUUGCUCCAAAUCCAGACACUGCAAUUAAUAUUGAUUAUUCUUUACAACAUAAUUCAUCUUUACAAAAUGCUAAUCGUGGAAUAGAUGAGAUGUUAUAUACGGGUAGCUCUGUAUUGGAUUCAUUACGUUCACAACGUGGAACUUUAAAAGGAGCACAAAGGCGUAUCAUCGAUAUGGCGAAUACAUUAGGAUUAAGUAAUCAUACCAUGCAAUUAAUAAAAAAAAGAGUAACUCAAGAUAAAUACUUAUUAUUUGGUGGGAUGUUUGUUACAUGUGUUAUUAUUGUUCUUGUAAUUAUUUAUAUUGCGUAGCGUUUA